Danio aesculapii is the source of this 2229-nucleotide messenger RNA. RefSeq names its product cytochrome P450 7A1. Gene Ontology annotation, molecular function: steroid hydroxylase activity; iron ion binding; oxidoreductase activity, acting on paired donors, with incorporation or reduction of molecular oxygen. The transcript is spliced from 6 exons. Gene Ontology annotation, biological process: cholesterol homeostasis; bile acid biosynthetic process. The coding region runs from base 118 to 1632 and encodes 504 amino acids. NCBI's taxonomy places the organism in Eukaryota, Metazoa, Chordata, Actinopteri, Cypriniformes, Danionidae. The record is from RefSeq and is a predicted model, not a curated record.
GUUCAUGGCGUUGCGUCAACAACUCCGGGGCGAGUCUUUAGGAAGCUCGAGGUCGAGAAACACACAACUUUCAAAAAGUAGUUCUGGAAAAAAAGGUCUGUGUGAACACAGCCCGAAAUGACUAACUUUCUUUUCACCGUUGCCGCGAUUCUCCUGACGCUUUUGAUAUUGUGGAUAUGCGGUCACACACGGAAAAGGAAACCGGGGGAGCCUCCACUGGUGACUGGCUGGCUGCCUUUCAUUGGUGUCACAAAGGAUUAUGUCGCCAAUCCUUUAGGCUUUUUAACAGAGACUCAGAAAAAACAUGGGAAUGUUUUCACAUGUUUGAUUGCUGGGAAGUACUUUACCUUUGUCACAGACCCCUUUUCAUUCUCGUCUGUUGUCCGUCAAGGGAAAAACCUUGAUUUUCAGAAGUUUGCUAUUAAUUUUUCCCAACGGGUCUUUGGUCAUGCUGACUUUAACUCCCCCCGAUUGAGUGGGAAUUACAGGGAAAUUCACAGCAUUUUUCGCCAGACACUUCAAGGUCCGUCGCUGCAGCAUUUAACCCAGUCCAUGUUGUGCAACCUGCAGACAGUUUUGGAGCAAUGUUUACCUUAUGAACAUGACUGGCUUCAAGAAGGCCUUCAGAGUUUCACUAACCGCAUCAUGUUUGAGGCAGGCUUUCUCACUCUGUUUGGAAAGGAGGACGUAAGUUCUCUUCAGAAGAGUGGCAUAUCAGGCAACAGAAUAUCCAUGCCAAAAGCAACACAAGACUUUUUGGUGUUUGAUCGUGCGUUCCCUCUACUGGCUGCAGGAGUUCCUAUUGGUCUGUGUACAAAAGCAUGGCGAGCAAGGGAAGCCUUAGCCGAGGAUCUGCUUCAUGAUGAGCUUCAUCGGCGGAAAUGCAUCUCAGAUCUGAUUCAGCGCAGAAUGGACACAUUUGACCGCAUGCUUUUGGACGAAACUGGAAAAGCGCGGACACACGUGUGCAUGCUAUGGGCGUCUCAGGCUAAUACUCUGCCUGCUGCCUUCUGGAGCCUGUACUACACACUGAAAUCUGUUGAUGCUUUCACUGCUGCUUGCACAGAAGUCAACAGGGUUUUGUCGGGUCAAUCAUUAAACAGCAAGGAUCAAACAGUCUACCUUUCUAAAGAUCAGUUGGACUCUAUGACUGUAUUAGAAAGUAUUAUAGAAGAAGCUCUCCGUCUGUCUAGUGCCUCCAUGAUGAUACGUGUUGCCAGUGAUGACUUCACUCUGACACUGGAGUCUGAUCAAACAGCUGCCAUAAGAAAAGGAGAUUACAUUGCUCUUUACCCUCAGCUCUUACACUUGGAUCCUGAAAUCUACCCCAACCCCACAGAGUUCAAAUACAACCGCUUUCUGGAUGAGAAUGGUCAACCAAAGAGUAAUUUCUACAAAUCUGGCCGACGACUAAGGAAUUUCUUGAUGCCGUUUGGUUCUGGUGCUAGCGAGUGCCCUGGCCGUUUCUUCGCUGUCUAUGAGAUUAAACUGUUCCUGGCAUUGACACUCUGGCAUUAUGAUCUGCAGCUCCGGGACCCUGAUGUCCCCCUCGUUCAAGACAGUGCCCGUGCAGGCCUCGGUAUAAUGCCACCCUCACAAGAUGUCCUUCUCAGAUUCAGAAAAAAACAAUGAACACCAGGAAAUGAGCAUAAAGAUACAAAAUGAAAGAAGAUCAAAUAUUUACCAAUUGAUGUUUAGCAGAGCUUUUUUAUUAUUAGCCCCCUUAAGCAAUAUUUUUUUUGAUUGUCUACAGAACAAACCACUGUUAUGAAAUGACCUGCCUAAUUAACCUAGUUAAGCCUUUAAAUUGCAUUUUAAGCUGAGUGUCUUGAAAAAUAUCUAGUCAAAUAUUAUUUACUGUCAUCAUGGCAAAGAUAAAAUAAAUCAGUUAUUAGAAAUGAGUUAUUAAAACUAUUAUGUUUAUAAAUGAAAAACUCUUCUUUCUGUUAAACAGAAAUUGAGGAAUAAAUUUACAUGGGGGAUAAUAAUUCAGGAGGGCUAAUAAUUCUGACUUCAACUGUACACAUGGACCAUGAUAUUCUUAGCCUAGAGAAAAAGUGGAAUGGAAAUCUUUUCUAUGUUAAAUAAUGAUUCAAUUGGUUGUUUCUACAAAACUUUAUAUGCAAAAUUAUUUUAUUACAAAUUUUGCUUAAAUGGGCCUAAUAAUUCAGUUACACAACAAUAUACUGCCUGAUAGCAAUUAAAUAAAACAUUUUUGUUAAAUAUCAA